This is a messenger RNA of Scaptodrosophila lebanonensis, 1894 nucleotides long. RefSeq lists its product as uncharacterized. The record is from RefSeq and is a predicted model, not a curated record. NCBI's taxonomy places the organism in Eukaryota, Metazoa, Arthropoda, Insecta, Diptera, Drosophilidae. The transcript is spliced from 5 exons. The coding region runs from base 102 to 1247 and encodes 381 amino acids.
AAAAAAAAACACAGCCUCUAUGGCGAAUCUGUAGCCAACAAAUACCAUGCACAUCCUGUGGUUGUAAGUGUAAGUGUAAGAGAAGGAAGUGGCGGGCAGACAUGACGUCCAUACUGGAUAUGAAAUCCGGUCCGCCGGACUAUUGGGCCGAAAUAAGUAACUUCUUUUUGCCGCUUAAAUAUCUCAUAACAAACGACCGCUUCGAUGCGCUGGUUAAAGACAUAGACUUAUCUUACCUGAUAAACGCUGUGUUUUGGAUCUUCGUAACGUUAUCCUUGGGCUUUUGCGGCUUUCACCGUAUGUUCCACUUUUUUCUCAAAUCGUCGAAUGUUAAAUACUUUAAACGGAAACAGUUUGCGCGUCUGAUUUGGAAUAUCGCCUUUUAUGCCGCCUGCUCCCUGUUUCUACACUUCUAUAACGAGUUCAUGAUCUUGCCACAGCUGAUGAAGAAUCAGGGACGCUAUUCGCUGUUCCACUCGUCCGAGAAUCUCAUUUUCUACAGAUCGCAGCAGUAUGAGAAAUUCGAAUUCUAUUCAAUAUUCAUCAUCACCUUCUACCUGCAUGGCGCGAUGCUGGACUUCAAGGAGGCAGAUUUCCUAGAGGCUGCCUCCAAGGGCGUCUACCUGUUGGCGCUGCUGGCUAUUGAUGUUUACAAAUAUGAGAACUAUUUUGUUGGCUUGAAUCUGACGCUGGGCCUCUACUACAUACUCACGGAGUGUCUGGCCUUGGUGGCUUUGCAGAACUCGAAACGGAAUUGUCUGAUCUAUCAGAUAUUUUUAGGAUUCCGUAUAGCGGCCUGGUUGCAUGUUUUCAUCAACUUAAUACCCUUUAAGUACUUUCUGCCGACGCUGUUUGCCAAAAACUUUAAGUUGCCACUGAAUGUGGCCAUAUGGUUGUGGUAUGGCUUAUCCAUUUGGAAUUCCCCAGUGCUUCAAUAUUUUUAUCAUCAAAUCUAUCAUACAACACCAUCGGAUUGUUCCGGCGAGGGGUCAGCAGCCAAGUGCAUCCUGCUGAAGGACUCUAGCGAGUUUCGGCAUUACAAAACGCUGAAGAAGGCCUACAUGGAGGUGAAGUUGGCCCACGAACGUGCUACGGCCAGCUCCAUGCCGGCCACUGAGUCGGCAUCGGCAAAAACUUUUCAGGCCAUCAAAUGCGUCAUGAUGUUGAAGCGCAAACUGAAACGCAUACGCGAGGGUCGUGGCGCCGAACCGGAGGAUGAAACCGAGGAACUAUCCGUUGACUGUUAAGACUAGCAAUAACAUGACAACUGAGCGGCACAAAAUGUACACAAAACUAAAGAAAGAGAAGAGAAGAAAGAGAGCAAAAGGACAUGAAACUAUUACCUACCUGCCUGCCCCUUUUCUCGAUGGCAAGACGCGACUUGCUGCAACACUGACUAUAAAAGACAAAGUCUAUGCUGGCUACGCUAGCUAAUUACUAACUUUAACACUCUAGCACACAUAUUUAUCUAUAUGCUAUGUUUAUGAGGAAUCUAAAAAGUGGGCGUUAUAUGAGCAUGUGGAUUCAUUGUGCUUUGAGAGCUCCGUUUCUAUCCCAGUAUUCUGCGCAGUUGAGCCCAAAGAGUGAAAUAUUUUCCAGUAUAACACACACACACACACACACACACAUACACAUCUAAACACAUGCACACCCACAUCUAUCCAAACAACAAUGUACUGCUUAGUUAGGCACUAACCUCUAUAUCUGUAAUACAAUUCUUCUCACAUACUUUUAUCGUUUAGUUUAGAAUACUUAAUGCGCCUCAGCUGCGCUCACCUUAAUAAUGUUAUUUAUUCGCUGUGACUUAUGACAUAUUUAAAUAUUGUAGUUCUUAGCUGAAACUGUUAAUAGAAUAUACCAAAAAUAAAUAAACACCAAUGAGCAUUAAAAAAUA